This is a messenger RNA of Corythoichthys intestinalis (scribbled pipefish), 3498 nucleotides long. It is a transcript of the gene creb3l1, whose product is annotated as cAMP responsive element binding protein 3-like 1. The record is from RefSeq and is a predicted model, not a curated record. NCBI's taxonomy places the organism in Eukaryota, Metazoa, Chordata, Actinopteri, Syngnathiformes, Syngnathidae. Gene Ontology annotation, molecular function: DNA-binding transcription factor activity, RNA polymerase II-specific; cAMP response element binding. The transcript has 13 exons. The coding region runs from base 228 to 1709 and encodes 493 amino acids. Gene Ontology annotation, biological process: regulation of transcription by RNA polymerase II.
CAGGUUGGAUGAAGACGGACGGAGCUCAGCUCUCUCGCAGCUGGAUGGAGGUCGAAGGACGUUCACGCGCAGAUGUGAAUUGUCACCGAGCAUGUCACUCACAGCCGAAGCGCAGUGAUUGACUCGCGAACGAUGCAAUUGCGGCUGUCCACAUGACAGACGUUGGGAACAUUUAUUUUUCAUGAAAUAGUUCUUCAUCAGCGCGCGCCAGACCAGACACUUCUACGAUGGAGUCUAUAUUAGACACUUUGGCGGCUGAUAAACUCUAUCCGACUGGAGGCACCAACCUGUUGGACCUGGAAGAACUCAACGAAGGAGAUUUCCUCACCAAUGUGCCUUUCUCAGGUGACCAAAUGGACGACUUCAACAGUGAGUUAUUCAGCAGUUUCUUUGAAGACCACCUCUUAGAGCGCCCCCCGCUGGCAGACAGACAUCCUUUUCUCCACAUGGACAUAGACAGCAGCCCAGACAUCCAAGGGGAACACAGUUACUCUUUGAGUGAAGACUCCGCCCCCCAGAGCCCUGCCCUGUCAGUCAAGAUGGACCAAGACUCUGAAUUUGAAUGGACCUUCAGUCAGGAACUGUCGACCAUCUUGGUGAAACAGGAAGAGCCGGAUGUGGCUCAUGGGUCAGAUGCGCUGCCUGCUGAUAGCCCACCCUUCAUCCUAAGCCCCGCCCCUGCACGUAGAGGGGCACUAUGGAGACACACGGUCUGUCCUCCUGAUGAUGUUAAGCCAGUGACUAUAAAAGAUGAACCAAGCGAGAUGGGACAGUGCCCCUGCCGGCCCACUGACGACGGCCUGCAACUUCCCCCAACUCCACCCAGCAGUAACCAUGGUGACAGUGACGGCUCCCUGCCGCCCACCUCCCCACACCUGGCUCUGCCUCCGGCUUCCCCGCAGCCACAACAGAGGCCGACGGGCCGCGGUUCUGCCUCCUCAUCCACGGCCAUCUCGUCUUCACCGCUACUAACUGCGCCACAUAAACUGCAGGGUUCCGGACCCCUCUUGCUGACAGAGGAAGAGAAACGUACCCUUGUUGCUGAGGGAUACCCUGUACCCAACAAACUUCCUCUCACCAAAAGUGAAGAGAAGGCUUUGAAAAGAGUUAGACGGAAGAUCAAAAAUAAGAUCUCAGCUCAGGAGAGUCGGAGAAAGAAGAAAGAAUAUGUGGAAUGUCUGGAGAAAAAGGUUGAGAACUACACGUCAGAAAACGGUGACCUGUGGAGAAAAGUGGAAAACCUAGAGACAGCCAACAGAACUCUCCUGCAGCAGCUCCAAAAACUUCAAUCGCUUAUUUCGGGGAAAGUUAUCCCGCGCACUUGUAAAAUGGCCUCAACUCAAACAGGGACAUGCCUUAUGAUGAUGGCAUUGUGUUUUGUCCUGGUGUUGGGCUCCUUUUCUCCUUGCUUCUCCCCACUCUCCUUCAUCACUCACGCCUCUUCGUCCUCCCUACAUACCUCUUCACCUCCAUCUCACCAAGCAGAGGACCUAUACACCACCAGUCAGGUUCGCUCCCGCAGCCUACUCUUCUUCGACGAAGGGUCUCCACUGGAGGAUUCCCCUGCAACAUUACUAGUGGAGAGGCUCCGGUCACAACACCACAUUCAAACGAACCGCCACACAGCUGACGCCCAUAGGAACCAGACAAGAGGGCCAAAGUUGGACCACAGAGAAACUAAACCAAACGAUGGUUCAGAAUUCCUCUGACAGACAGCCUGAACCCCCCACUCCCCAACUCCAGCUGACUCUUCCCAGCGGCCCUCAACGCACCAUGGCACAUAUUAUAUAUAUAUAUAUACUGCAUAUAUAUCAAUAUGAAGAUUUCCCUUUGUUACAUGGAAUUAAUGAACUUCACGCAUGUCCCUCAUUCUGUAAGCGCACAUUGACCUCCACUGUGGGUUUCUACUUCAACCUGUACACGCCACUGACACCUUCAAUGUCGCUGCUAACAAAGUAGACGUGCUCAUGUGCGCCUAAACAGGGAGAGAUUCAAGUGCCUAACACUUGUAUUUGAAUCACUUGGCCUUAUCCAGAAAGACUCAGAAGUGCCAACUGAUACCCCUAUGUAUUCACCCCAAUUCUGUCCAGUUUGAUAGCCCACAAGACCAAAUAAUUUAUGUCAGUGAGAGCUAACUGCUCUACUAACUGCUAACUGGCAUCUAAUUGUGGAUUUCAGAGCUUUUUUACUUAACCAAUCUGAAUUCAGGCAUUCAUUUUGCACCCCAAAAAUUCUAGUCAUAUUUUCCUUUUGGAAAGUUCCAACAGGAGAGUGAAAAACAAGAGUAUUUUUAUGGAAUUUAAAAUGAUGUGUGUGUAUAUAUAGUUGCAGCAAAAAAAGUGCAUAGUUAAAUUAUGCAACAAAAAAUAUACGUAUUGUUUGAAAGUUGAGAGUAUACAGUUUUGCCUUUUCUAUAUAACAUUUCAAAAAAUACAAAAAUAACAAUAAUAUUGAUUCAUAAUAUAUUCCGAGCAUUCAAAAAGAGCAUAUUUAUUUAAUGCAACAAAAAAAAAAGUAAAGACGCGUUUAUCAUUCAGACCAUGUACAAAUUUAAAUAUUUCGAUGUUGGAGUAUAGUUCAUGUGUUGUUCCUUGGGCACCAACUCGGGGUUUGUGUCUUUUUGCUGUACUGUAAUUGUGUUUUGUUUCACUGUCGCCACACAAAAAUUAUUAAUUUUUAUUUUCAUUUUGUCAAAUAAGAGUCACUGUGCAAUCAGAGCAAACAAGGAACUUUGACUAAUUCACCACAAACUGCAUACAAAUUUGCCAUCAAAGUAAAAUAUGCUUGCGUGUAUGUAUUUAUUGCUGUUUGUAGAGCGUAAGCGUGUAUAUAUAAAUGGAAUUACAUUCCCAGAUGUGAAAUACCACUACUAUCUUCGAAAGAACGUUAGUCAAAACAUUUUCUUCACCCCAAUUCUGUACAUGUAAAAAAUUCUACAGAAUACAGGAUAUACAGUACAGACGAGUCCUUAGUUGUCCAUACAGAUGAUUUGUUUCUAUAUGCAUCUCAUUGAUUGUUAUAUUUGGUUUGAUUAACCCCCCCCCCCCCCCCCCCAAAAAAAACGCCAUUUUGUCAUGCUUGCCUUAACAAUGUCAAUGCAUUUGUGUACUUUCUACAUAAAAACGUAAAUAUGGAACUAGUUGUGUAUUGCAACAACACUGUUGCCUGUGGAAACAUGUCUCAAAGUCCUUUAAUGGGGAAAAAAAUAUUUAGAUUAAAGGUUCAGUCCCUUUUCACCAAUUCUGGAUAACAAUGAAACUAAAUUGUUUUGGGAAGGUUGAGAAUACCUAAGAAAAAUCAAGUUGUGUCCACAGAGGAUUGUUGUUAUUGUACAGUGUCUUGCAUGUUCCUCCAUUUAUGCCUAUGUUAAAGUAGUAUAGUCAAUAGAGUAGCACCCAGCAAAAUAUUAAAAAUCUGCAUCAGCAUCACAGUCUCUUGAUUUUCUUGCUUUGAAUAGAACUCUAGCCAAUGUGAGCGCCACGUGUGCAUUAAAAUUGU